AUGAGUGGCGAUUUUGAUGGUGCUUUUUACAAGGGAAUCCCCGCAAGUCUGACAUUGGGUGGUGCCUCCUAUGACAAGGCUGGUUUCUGUUGUAUUCAUGAGCCUGGAAAUAUUAUUUUUUUCGAUCCUGCCCACGAAAAAAAAAUAGAUGAAAAGAGUACUGGAACUGGUAGUACUGACAAUGAAAGCGCUACUUUCAAUGAUGAGCAAAUAUAUCUGGAGGACGAGCAAGGUGUAGCUAUUGACGAUGUUAAUGUCAAAAGCACGGGGUUUAUUGGUGAAUGUGUUGUUACACCAAAGAAUGGUAGGGAUUCUUCUAAUGUGGAAAAUAUUAGUGUAAACAUAGAAGUUAAUGAUUCGAAUAAGGAUGUGACUAGUACUGGAUUUAUAUCACUUCAAAACGAUGCAACUAUUGGUGAAGUACAUAUGGAUCAUCCAUAUAUUAAGGACUUUGUCGUAUUUAACUCUGAUAUUGUCACACCAAAAAAUGGGUUUGCACAUCCAAAGUUUGAAAAUCCAGUCUAUAAGGGUAUCAAUAUGUUGUCUGCAUAUUCGACCAUUCCAAGCCUGUCGGAUACACCAUCUUUGAUGAGUAACAACGGUUACUCUGUUGUUGACUAUUCUGCUCUACAGGAAUACCCCGGGGCAAUUAUGGGAUUUAAUGGUGUAUAUGGUUACCCAGAAAUGAAGUUUUACGGAAUGGAAGGAAAUUGCUAUCCCGUGAUUCCAAAUUUUGGGUUGAUGACAAAUCCAGAUGGAAGUCAUAUUGCUCACAUGACACCCAAUUCUACGAUUGAUGGUGCGUCCAUAGAUGAUAUGGAUGAACUUAUUGGACCUGAUGGUACUCUGCCUCCUGUAAACAAGCGUGAUCCCAUUUAUACGGCAGUUUCAGGUCUCAAAUGGAAGGCGAAGAGCAAGAAGUGGGUAGUUCGUUGGGACAACCCUGUAACAAACAGAAGAGUUUACAAAUACUUUUCUGGGACCAGAUAUGGGUUUAUGGGAGCGCACAAGCGAGCGAAAUACUACUUGGAAUUCUUGAAUGCAUCUGUGGGAAGAAUACCUGCACCUAGCUCAGGAAACCCAUUCUGCCGUAGGACUGAAGGACCUCCAAAGGGUAAGACUAACAAAGGUCUGCUAAGGAAGAUGGUGAAACCAUUUUCAAUGGAAUCAUUACAAGUUGGAGAUCAUCAAUCAAUACCUUCUCAGCAAUCAGUGGAUAUCGAUCCAAGGGUGUUUCCACACGGCACAUCCGAAAUGUACAAUAGCGAAAUGAAUGGAAUGAGGUAUUUGGGAAGUUCUGCUAAAAAUCCAUGGUGUACAGAUAGCUUUACAGAGCAAAAGUGUUCUGAUGUACAAAAAUUUUACGUUUAA
Theileria equi strain WA is the source of this 1371-nucleotide messenger RNA. RefSeq lists its product as hypothetical. The transcript has a single exon. Gene Ontology annotation, biological process: regulation of DNA-templated transcription. The record is from RefSeq and is a predicted model, not a curated record. Bases 1 to 1371 code for a protein of 456 amino acids. NCBI's taxonomy places the organism in Eukaryota, Apicomplexa, Aconoidasida, Piroplasmida, Theileriidae. Gene Ontology annotation, molecular function: DNA-binding transcription factor activity.